GGGUUGGGAGAGUCCAUAACAGCUGGUUCUGCCAGGCGGCGUCAUUCGAGUUGACGCCGUCGUCGAUCAUGGUCGCAUUUUGGGAGCUCUUCGCCACCUUGGUUCUGGAGGUGGUUCUCUUCUCUUGGAGUCGGACGGUCCGGUUCUGCUUCUGGCUAUGGUUCUGGUUCACUCAGCAAAAGUCCGAGCGGCUCCCGCCGAUUCGUCAACAACUCCUACUCCGUUCGGCUUCCGAACUCGCCGCUGAAAUACGAGAAGGAAAGGUGAAGAGCGUCGACCUGGUCCACGCGUACAUCGACAGGAGCCUGGCGGUGCAGGGCGCCCUGAACGCCGUCGUCGAGGACAGGUUCGAAGCGGCCCUCCGGGACGCCGAGGAAGCAGACAGACUCGUCCGCUCGGGCACCCUGUCGCCGGAGCAGUUGGAGCGUGAGAAACCUCUGCUAGGCGUGCCCUUCACCGCAAAGAACAGCAUCGCCAUCAGCGGGCUCGUGCAGGAUGCCGGCUCUGCCUACUACGCGGGCCAGCGGGCGGACCAAGACGCCGCGGUGGUGGCCCUGCUCCGCCAGGCCGGCGCCAUUCCGCUGGCACUCACCAACGUGCCCGAGCUGUGCGCCUGGGGGGACUCGCACAACCGACUCCAAGGAUCCACGCGCAACCCGUACGACACACGCCGGUCGCCCGGAGGGAGCAGCGGAGGCGAGGGAGCCCUCAUCGCUGCGGCAGGAUCACUGAUGGGCAUCGGCACCGACCUGGUUGGUAGCAUCCGAGUACCGUCUGCAUACUGCGGGAUCUACGGGCACAAGCCCACGGCAGGCACUGUCUCCAACGGGGGCGUUUUCCCCCGCGUGGCCGAACAUAUGGCCCAGUACAACUGCACUGGCCCCAUGUGCAGGUUCGUGGAAGACCUCGCGCCCAUGCUCAAGGUCAUGGCUGGUCCCAACGCGGCCCAGCUUCGCUUGGACGAAAAGGUCGAUGUACGCGAUCUGAGAAUCUACUACGUAGAAGACGAAGGCGCCACCGUCCUGAGUCGAGUAGACCGCGAGGCACGGCAUUCGCUCCAUAAGGUCGUCAAGUUCCUGCAAGAGUCCCACGGCGUGACUCCAGUUCUCCUGCGACUCGCCGAACUCAGAAACCUGUACCCUUUCUGGCUGACAGCCUGCGCCUCGUCCAACGGAGCCGACUUAGGCGACAUCUUCAAGCACGGACAGGAGAAGAUGAACCUCAUGAAGGAAGCGCUGCUCACCCUGGUCGGACGAUGCAAGCACAGCCCCGCAGUGAUUCUCCUCUCCUGGCUCACCAGCCUGGCCUACUUCAGAUCGGAAAAGCGGCAGGCAUACUUCGCCUCGACGGUCUCCGGUCUACAACAGCGGCUGGAAGACCUGCUUGGAACCGACGGCGUCCUGUUGCUUCCGACCAACGCGACCUCCGCGCCGUACCACCACCAGGACCUCGGCUUCUGCGAGACGUUCAGCAUGACAUGCAUGUUCAACUUCCUCGGGUUUCCUUCGACGGCCUGCCCGGUCGCCUUCGACGCUCAGGGGCUGCCACUGGGGGUCCAGGUGGCCGCAGCUCGGGGCCAAGACAGGCUCUGUCUGGCCGUGGCCUCGGAGAUUGACCAGGGUUUCGGCGGAUGGAAGCAACCCUGGCCUUCGAGAACUUAACUGAAUUGUGGGAUCGCGAAAGUAAAGGCGGAAACACGACACACGAGUGUACGCGCCUGAAGCUCACGAACCUGAAUAACUCAGCGGAGUCGAGUGCGUACGACGAGUCGGCCGUUUCGUCGUGCUUGUGUUCGGCACUCAAGCUUGUUUCAUGCACCCUAGCCAACAUUUGUUUAACAGUGUCGCAUCCGUGUUCAAUGAUCUAACACUAUCUAAAAAACGACUAAAAUAAUAAAACAUUGUUUCUCUGGAA
Messenger RNA from Ixodes scapularis (black-legged tick), 1914 nucleotides. Its product is annotated as fatty-acid amide hydrolase 2-A. NCBI's taxonomy places the organism in Eukaryota, Metazoa, Arthropoda, Arachnida, Ixodida, Ixodidae. The record is from RefSeq and is a predicted model, not a curated record.